Messenger RNA from Miscanthus lutarioriparius, 579 nucleotides. The record is from the annotation of a GenBank genome assembly. NCBI's taxonomy places the organism in Eukaryota, Viridiplantae, Streptophyta, Magnoliopsida, Poales, Poaceae.
AUGACAUGGAAAGUCGACUUUGCUUCUGAGUUUGAAAAACUUGCCAAUUCUAUGGCUACUAUUGGUGGUGGCUUAGCAAAAAUCUUUGGUGGAUUUGGUGUGAAGAUUGUUGAUAAGGCAGAGAAGGAAAGGAGAGCUGCAGAAGAGAAUGAAGCUACUGAACACAAAAGGAAUGAUGAGCAGAAGGCUUUAGAGGAAGAGAAAGCCCUUAGCCCUGAGGAUGCUGUGAUCUGGAAGAAGGAGGAGGAGAAGAAGAAAAAGGAAGAGGAGGAAGAGAAGGAGAAGAGGGUGGCAUUUCUUUUAGCCAUACCUGGAUGCCUGGUCAAUACUUCGACAAUUCUUCAUGGAAUCAAGGAAAUUGCUUCUGGUGGCAGAGAUUCAGUUUUCGUGGUGAGUACCAUGAUGCGAGGCAUCCCAUCUGUAAUGGCAUGGAAAAGAGGCAAUGCCACGGGAUCUAGAAGAGAAGGCCAUGAAACUAUGAUCUCUGCUGCAAGUCUUGGUACCGGAACACUAGGCCUACGGAUAGCAAUUGAUAGACAGAUCCUGACAAGAGCCUAUGAUGGCAGCAGUUAUAGAUGA